AUGUCUCGACUAGUGACCGGUGUACGGUCCUUCUCCACGACGGCUUGGUCUAUGCUAGCUGGCGUCACCGCACGAUCUGCUGGUCACCCCUCCUCCUUCCAAGUCUUUCGUGAUGUCCCUCCGCUCCGCCAAUUGCGCCGCCAGUUGCUACGAAAUGAUCGCAGUGUUGGGUUUGUGCCCACCAUGGGCGCUCUACAUGAAGGCCACAUGUCUCUAAUUCGCGAAGCCGCCCGCGAAAACACCGAUGUUUUCGUGAGCAUCUUCGUCAACCCCACUCAAUUUGGCGUGAAUGAAGACCUUUCUAGCUACCCACGCACUUGGGAUAGCGAUGUCGAAAAGCUAGAGCAAUUAAACCAGGAGCUGGCUAAGGCGGCGGCUGGCUCCGAUACAUCGACAGGACGAAUCUCGGCCAUAUUCGCCCCUACCUCGAAAAUCAUGUACCCUAGCCAGCCUCCCUCAUCAGAAAUCGACGGUGAGGGGUCCUUCGUCACCAUAACCCCCUUGUCCAAGAAAUUGGAAGGAGGCUCGCGUCCGGUCUUCUUCCGUGGCGUCGCGACUGUCUGCAUGAAGUUGUUCAAUGCUGUGACCCCUGACCGCGUCUACUUUGGCCAGAAAGAUAUCCAACAAACUGUUAUCAUCAAGAGGAUGGUUCAAGAUUUCCUGAUUGGCACUGAUGUGCGGAUUGUGAGCAUCACGCGCGAACCGAGCGGCCUAGCCCUUAGCUCUCGCAAUGUCUACCUGGGUGAACGUAGACGCGCCGUCGGUCUUACUAUUUACAAGGCCUUGAAGGCUGCCGAAGAGGCAUACCGGUCCGGGCACACCUCACGCGCAGACAUUUUGGGGGCUGCUCGAAACGUCACCGAUAGAGUGUUGGCCGAGCAACAAGGUCUCUCCCCCAAACGGAGAGCAUUGUUCGAGACCGACUACAUUUCGCUUGCUGAUCCCGAUACUCUUGAUGAGCUGGAUCUCGUCGAUUGCUCCAAGGGCGCCGUCUUGAGUGCAGCUUUGAAGAUGGCGCCCUUGGAAGAGACGAAUCCUGAUGAAGACUGCGGUCUGGGCGACGGCAAGGUUGCCGUACGCUUGAUCGACAACAUAAUCCUUCAACCUCAGCAGCCUCAGCAGCCCAGCAGUAACAGCUAA
Molecule: messenger RNA, 1140 nt
Organism: Penicillium maclennaniae
Lineage: Eukaryota; Fungi; Ascomycota; Eurotiomycetes; Eurotiales; Aspergillaceae
Product: pantoate--beta-alanine ligase PAN6
Exons: 2
Coding region: 1-1140 (379 amino acids)
Biological process (GO): pantothenate biosynthetic process
Molecular function (GO): pantoate-beta-alanine ligase activity
Source: RefSeq, a predicted model, not a curated record